Molecule: messenger RNA, 2061 nt
Organism: Entamoeba dispar SAW760
Lineage: Eukaryota; Evosea; Mastigamoebida; Endamoebidae
Product: DNA ligase, putative
Exons: 1
Coding region: 1-2061 (686 amino acids)
Biological process (GO): DNA recombination; lagging strand elongation; DNA biosynthetic process
Cellular component (GO): mitochondrion; nucleus
Molecular function (GO): DNA ligase (ATP) activity; ATP binding; DNA binding
Source: RefSeq, a predicted model, not a curated record
AUGUCAAAAAGACAAUCCUCCCUCUCACGGUUCUUUAAACCUGCCAAAAGAACUACAACCGGAGACCAAAAGAGUGGAGAAAAUAAAGUUGAUGAAAAAGGAGAUGAAAACAAAAAAGAACAAGAGUCCACUGAAGAAAAAAAUCAAAAUUUACAGAUAAAAGAAGAUGGUAAUUCUUUUGUUGAACAGAAAGUAAAAACUUUACCGUUCAAAGGUUUGGCUGAUUGUUUUGAUGCUUUAGAAAAUGAAACUGGAAAGUUAAAGAAAAGAGAGAUUUAUGCCAAUUAUCUUAAAACAGUAAUAGCCAUAUGUCCUAACGAUUUGACUGAUGUCUUAAAUUUAACUACUGGGCAAAUUGCUCCCACCUGGGAAGGAAAAGAAUUAGGAAUUGGAGACGCUAUUUUAAAAGAUGUUGUAAAAGGUGUCACUGGACUAAAACUGAGUCAGUUAAAUGAUAAAAUAAGAGAAUUAGGUGAUAUUGGAAUUGUAGCUCAAAACUCAAAGAAGAAUCAAAAGUUAUUAGUUCAACCAAAGCCACUUACAAUUCAAGGAGUUGUACUUCGUAUGAAAGAGAUUCUUGAAGCUGAUAAUAGCGAUGUUAAAAAGAAUAAAAUUACUGCAUUAUUAGUUGCAGCUAUAGGAAAUGAAAUUCGUUUUAUUUUGAGAAUACUUAAGGGAGUUUUUAGAAUUGGUUUUACUGAUAGAUCUUUACCUCCUGCAAUAGCACAAGCAGUUUGUUCAAUAAGAAAAGAAAAUAAUAGAAUAGAAGAAUUAACUGAAUUAAUUACAAACGCUGUUGCUCGUGUUCCAUCAUUUCAGUAUUUAUCUGAACAUAUAACAGCAAAUGAUCCCUUUGAAGAAUUUGCUAAAACAAAUGCAGUUCAAUUAUUUAUUCCAUUUAGACCAAUGUUAGCUAAACCUAAGAAAAGUGUAACUGAUAUUACUUCUAGAUUCAAAUUUCCAUUUACGGCUGAAUAUAAGUAUGAUGGUGAACGUGGUCAAAUUCAUUUUAAUAAAAAUAAAGUUAUGGUUUUUACAAGAAACCUUGAAAAUUAUACUGAAAAAUAUCCUGAUGUUAUUGAGGCAGUAAAAGAAGCAGUUAAUUCAAAUGUUCAAUCAUUUAUUAUAGAUUGUGAGAUUGUUGCUUUUAAUAGAGAAACAAAUGAAUUCCAAGAAUUUCAAAUUCUUGGAAGAAGAGCAAAAAAAGGAGUGUCAGUUCAUUCUAUUGCCAUUAAUGUGUGUGUAAAUGUUUUUGACAUUGUUUAUUUAAAUGGCAAAGAUUUAAUGGAUAAACCAUUAAAAGAACGUCGUGAUAUUUUACAUUCAACAUUUCAUGAAGUUUCACAGAGAUUCUUGUUUGCAAGAUUUAAGAAUAUUGAAAAUGAGGAAGACAUUUUACCAUUUUUUGAAGAGGCCAUAAAUCAUAGAACAGAAGGAUUGAUGUGUAAAACUCUUGUCUAUGAUGCAGAAUAUAUUCCUGACAAAAGGACUGAUACAUGGUAUAAAUUAAAAAAAGAUUACUUAAAUGGAUUAGCUGAUACUGUUGAUCUUGUUCCAGUUGGGGCUUGGAUGGGAGAAGGAAAACGAGCUGGAGUAUAUGGGGCAUUCUUAUUGGCAUGUAGAGAUGAAGACAGUGGAGAUUUUGAGACAGUUACAAAAGUUGGGACUGGGUUUAGUGAUGAAGCUUUACAAAAGUUGUAUGAACAUUUGAAAACUCUAGAAUGUAAAGAAAAAAAGAAUGUAAAACAUGGAGAUAAUCUUCCUGAUGUCUGGUUUGAACCAAAAGAUGUAUGGGAAAUUAAAGGAGCUGAUUUAUCAUUAUCACUGCAAUAUAGGGCUGGUAUAAAAUUGGUUAAUACAGAAGGAAGAGGAGUUUGUCUAAGAUUUCCAAGAUAUAUCAGAACUAGAGAUGAUAAGGAAGUAAAUGAUAUCACAACAAAUAAACAAAUUUAUGAUUUGUAUAAAGAACAACCAUCAGUCAGAGAGACAAAAGAUGGGCAAAUGAAAAUUAUAAAUAACGAAAAUGAAGAAGAAUCACAAGAGUCUGAAGAAAAGGAGUGA